This is a messenger RNA of Sorex araneus (European shrew), 3629 nucleotides long. It is a transcript of the gene STN1, whose product is annotated as STN1 subunit of CST complex. Gene Ontology annotation, cellular component: CST complex; DNA replication factor A complex; site of double-strand break. Lineage: Eukaryota; Metazoa; Chordata; Mammalia; Eulipotyphla; Soricidae. The transcript is spliced from 10 exons. Gene Ontology annotation, biological process: double-strand break repair via homologous recombination; telomere capping; nucleotide-excision repair. The record is from RefSeq and is a predicted model, not a curated record. Gene Ontology annotation, molecular function: single-stranded telomeric DNA binding. Bases 272 to 1378 code for a protein of 368 amino acids.
UCUGCGGAAGCGCUGGCUGGCGGCGCGGGCUUUGCGGGAGGGGCAGGGAUCUGGACUGGUUUUUUUGUUUCCGUUUUCCUUCUUUUCUCGGUCUCGCCCGGAAAAGCCGGAAGGUGCUGGGGCCCGAGCAACGGACAGACCCGCCUACUCUGCCCCAGCACGUUUGUGCCCGCGCGGGAACUUGUUCUUUCCCGGACUCUACCCACUAACGCGGUUUCGGGAUCCACUCACUGAUGCUCUCGGUUGGCUGACGUCACAGCCUAGUCUCCUGAUGGAGCCUGAAUCCAGUAGGUGUGAAGAGGAGCCCCCUUCCCUCUUCUGGGGUUUGGAUCCUGUGUUUCUAGCCUUUGCAAAACUCUACAUCCGGGAUAUCCUGGACUUGAAGGAGUCCCGCCAGGUGCGAGGUAUAUUUUUUUACAAAGGACAUCCAAUAAGACAGGUGGAUAUCUUGGGAACAGUGGUUGGAGUGAGAGAAAGAGACGCCUUCUACGCUUAUGGAGUGGACGACAGUACCGGAGUCAUCAACUGCAUCUGCUGGAAAAAACUGAACAGUCCCGAGUUUUUACCAGCUGAACCUGCCCCAAGUACUCGGAGCCUCACCUCUGAGCUUGCAAAGCUGCGAAAAACCAUUGAGGAGAGAUCGAAGCUGGAAAUCGGGGACGUCAUCCGGGUCAGGGGCUACAUCCAAACCUACAGAGAAGAGCGCGAGAUCCGUGCCCUGGUUUAUUAUAAAGUAGAUGACCCCAUGUUCAGGACGCAGAUUGCCAGGAUGCAGGAGCUGCCCCCGCUCUACCGGCAGGUCUAUGACCAGCCCUUCCACUGCGCAGCGCUGGAGAAAGAGAAGACACAGAGCGACCCAAGCUCCCUGGACCUUCUCAGUCUCACGGGUUUACUGAGUGACAAAAUCAAAGAAUUCCUCCUGGAGAAGCACGUGAUAACCUUCUACCAGCAGGAGCUGGAGCUGGAGCCCUCGCUGCUGUCCCUGGCCAACCAGCCCGCCAUCCACAGCGCCUGCUCUGAGCAAGGGGAUCAUACGACCAACACCACUUCCAAGGCCAUUCACGGUAUAUUUAAGAACGCCAUCCACCUGCUGCAGGAGAAAGGAUUCGUUUUCCAGAAAGAUGGUGAUUUUGAUAACCUGUAUUAUGUAACCAGAGGGGACAAAGAACUCCACAGAGAGAUUCAGAGGAUUAUUCAAGAAGACUGCCAGAAGCCAAAUCACAUGGAGAAGGGCUGCCACUUCCGGCACAUCCUGGCCUGCGCCCGCCUGCGCAUCCACCCGGGCCUGGCGGAGGCGGUGCUGCUGCGGGUGCUGGAGUUCCUGGAGAGCCAGAGCGACAUCGUCAGCGCCUCCGACCACCACUACGUGGCCUUCUGAGCGGAGGCCCGGGGACAGGCCCCCGCUCCCGGCGGGCUGCGGAGUCGGGCCACGCCUCGAGCAGAGUUGGGCAGAAACUCUCGCAGGCCGCUCUGUGUCUCCUGCAUCCCGAGGAUCAAGUGACGUUCGUCUCAGCCACGGCGUACACGAGAACCUUCCCAGCUGAGCUCAUGAGUGAACCAGGCAUCGUGCGUGCGUGUGUGUGUGUGAUUGUGUGAUUGCAUGGAGACCCCUUUGGACUGAGAGACUAGCAACAUUAUCCAGACCACAGAGAUUUGCAGCUUUUCAAAGAAGACCGUCAGAUCCAUUCUUGUGACCCCCUCUAGCGAUGGGGGGACCUGGUGGGGGCCAGACCCCCCCCCCAGGGUGAAUUGGUCUGACCUGGGAGUACUGUCGGCUGAGCUGAGCUUAGCCAUGCAGGCUGGAGCCAGUGCCCGUGUCCCCUAAGCAGUGCCCCCUGAGCCCGCAACGUUCCCAGAGGCGGCCGGCCAAUCGCCUGCUGGGCUGGGGCUGUGAUUUUUGAGGUGACCGGGGAGCAUGCAGACCGUCCUGGCACCACGGGAACCGAGCCUCGCUCUGUGCCCAGACAGGUGAGGAGGUGGGGCUCCUGCUCAGAACAGCCAGGUAAGGGGAAAAAUUAAAAAUCUGAGGCACGUAGCAGGCGUGUUCUGGCGGCAAAAUGACAGAUCCUGCCAGCAAAACUGCAGCGUGCAGCGAGUCGGAGCUGAUUACAGUCAUUCCGCAAAAGGCGAACCUGCCCCCGUCUGCUGCGUUUGCGCCUGACUCAAUCAGCCCUCGGGGACUGCGGAGCUGUGCAGAAACAGGGUGGGUUUUACAUCCAGCAUUGGCUGCAGCGCCAGACGUCGGCUGAGAACUCAUACCCACAGCUGCUUCCUGUCGGGGCUUUCUCCGACUCCACCCAGACCGUGGGCCGGUUCUCCGCAGUGACUCCCUGGACGGCUGCGCCCGUAGGGCCCCUGUGGAGGAGGGCGUCCCGGGGUUCCAGGAGGACCGACGGUGCCUCGUGCUAGGGAGCAUCCCAGAAUGUCUGGUCCACCCCCACACGAGAGUAAGGAUGGAUGCAAGAUUUUUAGGAUGCCCAUGGCUGUGAGAUUUAGAAUUCUCUCGUUAGAUAAAAAGGUGCCUCUGGGGAAAAUUGAGGUACGGUUUGCAGGCACGUGGCGAACUACCAUCCCCCCCACCCCCGGCCCCGCAAAAAUGAUGGAGUUGCCAGCUCCUGGCCUCCUGAAACACGACUUCCAGUGGGGGUGGCCGGGAGGAAAUCAAGUGACAGGUCCGAUUCUGGGGUGUAAGGCCACUGAUGGGAGGGUGUGUGGCAGCCCCUCUGUGCCCGCGUAGCCCAAGGAUUCACGUGUGCACGGCUGACACCAGCCCCCAAGACUGCUCCCUGCCCUGGCUUUUGGGUGGCCACAUGCUGACCACCUCACUCUGCUCCGUCUCCCCAGUGCUCGGGCAUCAGUCCUGGGCCCCUUUUCCCUCUGGUUUGCUCUCGGGUUCAGCCAGGCUCGUGGCUUGAACCGUCUACAGGCUGACAAGGGAGGCCCCAUGGCUGUACACUUUGGGCCUCUUAUUUGGGGGGAGGGUGGUUGGUUUCGGGGCCACUCCCGGUGGGGUGGUGCUCAGGGAUCACUCAUGGCUCUGUGCUCCGGGAUCACUUCUGAUGGGCUCAGUGGACACGCAGGGAUGCCAGGGAUUGAAUGUGGUCGGCCCCAUGUGAGAACACCCAAUCCACUGCUAGCAUUGCAGCCCCCCCCCCCCCCGUGGGCCCCUUCAGAGUCCCCACCCCAGCUGUGUGUUGCCCCUGGCAUUUGUGGGGGGUGUCUGACCCCACCAGCAACUGCAGUCUCCCCGGAUGCAGAUAGAGCAGUUCCAUUUAUCCUGUCACUGCCCUCCACCCACUGUGCCCACCAGUCCUCUUCAUCCACCUUCAAAGCAUCCCUGGGCUCUUACUUCACACACACACAGGAUUGCCGUUAACUCGCUCCCUCUCCACACAGCACUGCAGACCACAUGAGCCCAUCUAAAGGGGUCAGAUGUGCACCCAACCCUCCCCCACUUCUGGUCUCAGUCCAGGCCCCCCAAAACACCUGUGUUGGCAGAGACGCACACCUCACCUCUACUCGGGGUACCUGGGACCCAGCUGUUCUCCGCACACACCAGGAAGUCAUCCUCCGCCCGGAAUGAGUGUCCCCUCCAAGUCCCUCACCUGGUGGCAGCCGGUCUGUCUCCU